UAUCGGUGACAGCCUCUAACCAUUGCGCCACCGGGGCGCCCUGCCGUCGGAAAGGGAGAUUAUUCUUGUCCUCCUCGUGACGUCAUGGCGAGAAUUCAACAGGAAACCGAGCUGUAACUUUGUAGAAAAAUCGAAACAUUCGUUGAUCGCGGAACAGGAUUAAAGUAGAGAGAACAAGAACCGAAGAUGGGCAUUUUUGGACAGAUGAAAAGCAGAAAGAAAUCGCAAAGGCAAAAGAAAGGCAAGAAAUUUAAGCGUGCACAGAAAGCUCAGGUAAAAACACAAGUUAUUCCAGAACUGAUUAUUGAAGAUGCCGAACUGUUGAGCAAGGAAGUCAUUAAAAAUAAACUCAAAAAUCCUAACAACAACAUCAAGCUAUCAAAUAAAAAGCGCAGGAAACUUAUAAAAAGACAACUACAUCGACAGCAUGAACGUGAAAGAGCAGAAGCUGAUGUUGACAUGAAAGAAGAGAGAUCAAAAAGAAAACAAGCACCAAAGGCGUCUUCAUCUACUGCCACAGUAACCAGCAUGGAGACUGAUGACAAUGACACUGUUGAUACCGAUGGUCAGGCCACUGGCACAGAAUAAAUUCACUCACAAGAAACAUGGGCUUCUUUCUUUUUAUGAGCUGGCAUUUAUUAAGUUCUGUAAAAACCUGGGGGAAAUAAUUAAUGUCUUUUUUGUUCCUGAUCAGUUAUUAAAUGAACAACUUAA
This is a messenger RNA of Pomacea canaliculata, 714 nucleotides long. RefSeq lists its product as uncharacterized. The record is from RefSeq and is a predicted model, not a curated record. Bases 187 to 588 code for a protein of 133 amino acids. Lineage: Eukaryota; Metazoa; Mollusca; Gastropoda; Architaenioglossa; Ampullariidae. The transcript is spliced from 5 exons.